This is a messenger RNA of Opisthorchis viverrini, 849 nucleotides long. RefSeq lists its product as hypothetical. The annotation marks the transcript as partial. The transcript has a single exon. Gene Ontology annotation, biological process: proteasome core complex assembly. NCBI's taxonomy places the organism in Eukaryota, Metazoa, Platyhelminthes, Trematoda, Opisthorchiida, Opisthorchiidae. Gene Ontology annotation, molecular function: proteasome binding. Gene Ontology annotation, cellular component: endoplasmic reticulum. The record is from RefSeq and is a predicted model, not a curated record.
AUGGAGUUUUUAUUGAAGCGUAUCCCGGCUUGUUCGAGGGCACUUGGUGAAUUGGAUUCCGAAGAUGAAUCAACGGAUGACGAGUUAACAGAGAAAAAGGACGAGUUCGUCUUAUCGGACGGUCUUACCGUCCAUUUAGAGAGUGUUUCCACCACGCGGUUGGUCAUCGCUUUGGGUCCCAUCCAAACGGCAUUCAUCACUUGCUGUUUCCGCCUUUCAACCGGUAGUCUUUUGGGCACCCUAUCUUAUCCCUCACCUAGUCAUAAUGUCACGAAUCGGGUUGAGUGGAACUCCCUGUGCAUAUAUCACUCUUCGGAAUUAUACCCCGGUACUUUGAUCGUCACCGUACCUUGCGGAAAGCAGGACGUUCAUUUAGUUCAGAAGAGGGUUGCGAACGCAUUGAUGAACCUGGUCCUUGGAACAAAUCUUCGAGUCACUGUUUUAUGUGAUGAGCCUAUUCAUAGAUUUCAGACGCAAUCAGAACCAACUGCACCCGUUAUACGGAUACUAACUAACGAAUCUUCAACAGGUUCCCACACUUUUCCGUUUCCCUCUCUAGAACAACCUAACAUUAUCUCCGGUUACGCCGCUGAGUUCUUCUCUUUCGCUGUUCUGCGUUCUAUUCCGACCACUUUAUUUGUGCUAUACUAUGCCAACAGCUGGGACCCGCGCUAUGCAUGGCAUGGAGCCAAGGAGCUCCUUGACCAACUGCUUCCGAUUCGAAAUUUCCUGGGCGAGGUUCCUCAGAUGGCCGAACAUACGUGGGAUGCGAUUGCAUACCCUUUGAAGGAAAAUUGCAUAUCAGCCCUCAGCGGGAACAAACCUAGUUUGACGGAUCAGAUGUACACG